AAUGGACUCAUAGGCACUCCCCCAGCCACACUGGUUGAAGUUUCACUUCAAGGAGGAAAGCCAAAUUACUAUGAUGUUAGCCUUGUUGAUGGCUAUAAUAUUCCUGUCUCUGUCACUCCCAAGAUCACAAACCCUAAAUGCCUCAUUCAAGGGUGCUUGAAGGAUGUCCGAGCCUUGUGCCCAUCUGAACUUGAGGUGCUGAAUUCCAAGGGAGAAGUUGUGGGAUGCAAAAGUGCUUGUUUGGCCUUUGAUGAUGACAGGUUUUGUUGUAGGAAUGAAUAUGGGAGUCCAGGGAAGUGCAAGCCUAGUGUGUACUCAAAGAUAUUUAAGGAUGCUUGUCCUAACUAUUUUAGCUAUGCUUUUGACUCACCUACCCCAUUGGUGAGUUGUGCAUCCUCAGAGUAUGUGAUAACAUUUUGUCCUUAUGGAUGGGGAGGUGCUGGUGAACACAAAUCUGAGUAGGAAGUGUUUACACCUCUGUUGUUGGAAUUCAAGUUGGUUCUGGAAUCAAAUGAUUUGAUUCUGUUUGAUAUAUGUUGAGUUGUGUAUUAGUUAUUGCAUUUUAUGGAUACCUGAAAAA
Messenger RNA from Vigna radiata var. radiata (mung bean), 580 nucleotides. RefSeq names its product thaumatin-like protein. The transcript has a single exon. The annotation marks the transcript as partial. Gene Ontology annotation, cellular component: extracellular region. Gene Ontology annotation, biological process: defense response. Lineage: Eukaryota; Viridiplantae; Streptophyta; Magnoliopsida; Fabales; Fabaceae. The record is from RefSeq and is a predicted model, not a curated record.